Messenger RNA from Aspergillus nidulans FGSC A4, 2163 nucleotides. RefSeq lists its product as uncharacterized. The transcript is spliced from 2 exons. NCBI's taxonomy places the organism in Eukaryota, Fungi, Ascomycota, Eurotiomycetes, Eurotiales, Aspergillaceae. The coding region runs from base 1 to 2163 and encodes 720 amino acids. The record is from RefSeq and is a predicted model, not a curated record.
AUGAGAUUACGGGAUUUAGGGACACAGCUGGAGAGAUUGGAUUACGAGUCUGAUGUUGGUCAUACCGAUGAUGUCGGCACGCGCUUGGUGGAUGACCCAGCACAUCGGAACGAUUUUGAGCUUUGGCUAGAGCUGCUGCGGUACCGCCAGCGUCACUAUGGAGACAUUGGCACUUUGCACAUCUGGGAGGGAAUGACGAAGCGGGUGGGUGGGCUGCAGCUCCCUGUGGACGGAGAGUCUGCAGAUUUCUUCUGGCAGAGCUUUGUGAAUUACGGCCUAAAAUGCGAGGCGACCUUAAACGAGGUGGUGGAUUACGCGUUGGAACUGGAACAUCGAACAGGUAAACUCUGGCCCAAGCUUUACCAAAGCAUUGUGGGUACGUUUGUAAAGCUUGGGAUGGCAAACCAAGCUUUGAAAUGGCACAAGCGCCUGCAGAAGGCACACACUCCCAGUGACGGGGAUAUCGCUGAAUGCUUCACGGCUGCUCUACUUGACUAUGACAGCUCUGGGAGAGCAUAUGUCGGAUUACGAGCCCGGGUUGCUGCCUUCCACGAAAUAUGCAAGCAUACGAAUGGGCAUCAGGUUUACGGCCAAGUCAUUUCUGCCUUGAUGGCAAGCGGGAAAUCGAAAGAGUUGCUGCGAAUGCACGAGUUUCUAGUCGGACAAGGCGACCAUCCGCGUUCUAUCGAGGAACUUGAGCCGGUUCUCGAGUACGUACGGAUCUUUUCUAACAACGCCACCAAAGCUAGGCUUGAGCGGUAUUGCGAUGAGCGAUUCGGCCGCGACAACGCCGCCGAUUCCAGCGUAUUAUUACCAUCAUCUACAACGGGCCGGUCUCCAGCAGUGGGUGUGAAACACCAGCUCGAGGAAAAUGGUUUAAAAGAUGACUUCGGAGCUCGUAUCUUUGCCACAAAAGCUCUAUCAAUUGAAAUGAUUAUAGCUGGUUUCAGAACAUUUCAUAUUCCAGCCAUCGGCCCGCAGUCCCUGCGCGAGAUGGCUAGGCGAGCUCGUGGAAGUUAUGACAUAUUAGAAAAGCUUGAGCAGCUUGAGCAAAGCAAGAUAUCUGUUGGGAACAGUGUUUUCGUGCGAUUACUGCGCCGGCUUGCCAGGGAGAAGGAAGAGAUACUUCUCUCCGACUUGAUCCACAGCGAUCAACAUCAUGACGUGCUUGAGGACUAUGAAACUCAGGCGUCAUUGCUGGUGUCUCAUUACGCUGCUCGCGACUGGCGACAAUAUAACCUGACAUUAGUUGUCCUGAAAGAGCUGUUAGGCGAAGGAUCAAAGUUGCUGAAUAUUCAUUUUCAAAAACAUCUCGCAGCCGGGGAAAAGGAUUUGGCUGCUCAGGCAGUGACGGAGAUGCUCGCUCAAGGCUUCACCUUAGAGCCUGCUACCUUGACUUUUAUGAUCAACUACCUCUUCGGCCCUCGGAAACCGGGGCGUAAAGCAGUCAAUCAGCCGAACCUGCGUUCAACCCACUCCCUACCGUCUGCUUUCCGGUAUCUACAGAAUAUUGCUUUAACGGGUACAAGUGUUCCUGUGAAGCUCUGGGUUGAACUGCUCAAGCGAUACGGAAUGGUCGGUCGCUGGGAAGAACUCCGCGCCUGUUGUCUCUGGCUGGCCCGCCGCUACUCGACCAUUCCUUCCACGCCAAGAGAUGAUGUCCGAGCCUCAAAGAGAGACCCGCUUAUACUGCAGCAAAUAUUCGACCGCCAUAUGCAGGAAGCAAUAGUCAGCUGGGGAUUCAUCAUAGAACCGCCAACCAUGUUAAAGUCAAAGGAUUACCACGUGACUGGAAUGCACGGUGAGCGUCUAGUUCCAUUCGUUCGAGGCAUUCUACUUCUCCGCGAGCUGCGCAGUAAAGGUAUCGACAUCCAGUCACCGCUCAUUCGUCGGGUCAGCAAAAGACGCCUUGUUAUGCUCUAUGGUCCGCCCUUCUUCUCAAACCGAAAGAGGAACCGAACGCUGCGGGCUUUGAACCCUUACCCGGCUGACCGACUCAUUGAAGAUGUCAAUCGUGCCUGGGGAGAGCCGGAAUUGUUUGACGAAGAGGUCAAGAAAUCUCUGAACUGGAUGAUUCAAUUCCAUCGUCCGAAGCUCUCGCCCCGUCAUCGUGCUGACCGGGCUGAUUUACGGAAGUACCGGCGGAAAGAAAUCAGUGGCUAG